This is a messenger RNA of Mollisia scopiformis, 385 nucleotides long. RefSeq lists its product as uncharacterized. The record is from RefSeq and is a predicted model, not a curated record. NCBI's taxonomy places the organism in Eukaryota, Fungi, Ascomycota, Leotiomycetes, Helotiales, Mollisiaceae. Bases 148 to 348 code for a protein of 66 amino acids. The transcript has a single exon.
AUUCCGUAAAUGUUGUGCAGCAAUGUACUCAUGUCUAAUUUUGGGGAACCCAACUCCAACAACCCUCGAUUCUCUGUCAACCUAACGACGACGUCGCCAGUGGCGAUGUUGGGUAUUUCCACUUUGUAGCUGUUCUUGCUGUUCACCAUGGUCUUGAGGGACGAAAUUGGCGUAAUUCUGUGCUCUCUUCUCAUCCCACUUGUCUUCCAUCUGCUUCUCAGCUCUUGUAACUUCGUCUUGAGCAUCUUGAGGGAGUGUUCCAACAAUAUUUCGAACCUCGUCUCGGCGAACGGAUUCGAGGUCGAUCAUCAUUUGAGUGAAGGGCCCAGACGAAUUUACUUGAGAUGAAUGUUAGUCAACUUUCUUGCACAAGAGUCUGAUACUU